This is a messenger RNA of Amaranthus tricolor (Joseph's coat), 2873 nucleotides long. RefSeq lists its product as uncharacterized. The coding region runs from base 486 to 2558 and encodes 690 amino acids. The record is from RefSeq and is a predicted model, not a curated record. Lineage: Eukaryota; Viridiplantae; Streptophyta; Magnoliopsida; Caryophyllales; Amaranthaceae. The transcript is spliced from 2 exons.
CGACACCGUUGUGUUUGGGUGCGACCUGAGGCCAGAAAUAAAGCGGUGCGAGUGGGAGGGAGUUGGUUAAGAAGCAUUGAGAGCGUAGUGGAGAGUGGAUGAACAAAAAAAAAAGUGGUGAAAAGCGUCUUUCGUUUGAAAGCAAGCGAGUGGUUUAUUGUUGAAGAAACAAACUCCUCCUUCCUUAUAAAAGGUGUCCAGCUUCUGUUAAUGGAGGGUGCUACUUCAAGAUCUGAUUGAUUUUUAGAAUACGAGUGCGUAACCCACCGACAUUUCCUCCUCUUCCAGUUCUAUAUCCUCCCACUUUAAAUCAUCCCUUUUUCAUCUUCACAUUAUAUCUUUCUCAUCGUCACAUUCAUUUUGAUUCAAUCAAACAUCCAAUUUCACUGCUUCUGUUUGUUUGAAGAAGCUUUGAGCGAGGUUUUGAUUCCGGAAGGUGGGAAAAAAGGUGUUUAUUGUUAGUAACGGUGUAAUUAUCGACAAUCAUGUUCAAGUUAUCGCCUCGUAGUAGGGGAUUGAGGGCGAACAAGGGUUUUAAGGUAAAGCAUGCUUUGCAAUUGAUUUUGUUGUUGGGGAUUGGCAUCUGGCUUGUAUACCAGAUCCAACGCUCGUAUGGUAAGGAAAAGACAUUUGGAGAAGAGGCUAGUAGGAUCUCGGAGAAGGUACAAGAUAGGUUGAGGUUGGGAAGGAAGGAUCUUCCCGAGUUGGAUGAGACGUUGAAUGUGGAUGAGAGAAACAAUGUGGAAGAGGAUGAGGAGAAGAAAAUUGAAAGCGAGGAUGCAAAGUUGGGUGAGAAUGAGGACUUAGAUGGGAAAAUGGAUGAGAAGACUGGAGAAGAUGGUAAGGAUGAGAGCACGGAGAAGCAGAAUGAGGAGGGUAAGGAAGAAAGUGAAGGCGAGGGCGAGAGUAAGGAAGGUGAGAAGGAGAAUGAAAACGUGGAGGAAGAAGGGAAUAAGGAAGGGGGGAAUGAGGUCAAGGAUGGCGGAGAGAACAAAAGUGAGGAGCAGCAAGAAGAGAAUAAGGAGAAGGAAAAUGAAAUGAAGGAAGAGAAUAAGGAGAAUGUUAACGAAAGGGAGGGCCAUGAAGAGAAUGAAAAGGAAAAAGAGAACAAAGAAAAUGAGAGUGGAGUGCAGAAUGAUGGGAAUACGACGGAAGAGAACAAGGAAGCGAGCAAAGAGGGUGGAAAUGAAGAAGGUAAAGAGAGCGAGACUGCACAGAAUGAAGAAGUGAAAGAGGAAAACAAAGAGAGCGAGACUGCACAGAAUGAAGCAGCGAAAGAGGAAAGCAAAGACAGCGAGACUGCACAGAAUGAAGCGGCCAAAGAGGAAAACAAAGAGAGUGAGACUGCACAGAAUGAAGCGACCAAAGAGGAAAACAAAGAGAGUGAGACUGCACAGAAUGAAGCGGCCAAAGAGGAAAGCAAAGAGAGCGAGAGUGCACAGAAUGAAGCGGCCAAAGAAGAAAACAAAGAGAGCGAGACUGCACAGAAUGAAGAAGCCAAAGAGGAGAAAGUAAGUGAGACUUAUCAGAAUGAAGAACCGAAAGUGGAAAGCAAAGAGAGCGAAACUGCUCAAAAUGAAGGUCAAGAUAAGGAAACUACAGAUGGGAGCAGCGAAAAAAAGAAUGAAGAAGCAGAAGCGGAAAACAAAGACACUAAGAUUGAGAAGUCAGGCUCAUCAGACGGUCAGGUCCAAGAUGGAACUAAGAAGGAUGAGCACACUUCAGCUGAAGAGCAGAACAAGGACAAUUCGGAGAGUAGUGAAGGAGAGGAAAACAAAACUCAGAACAAUUCAGAAAAAAGUGAAACUGUAGAGUCUAGUGAAGAUAAGCAAGUAAAUGCCACUACAUUUAGUGAUGAAACAUUUGCCACUCAAAAUCAAAAUGAUGCGGCAUCUAACACAACCAGCCAAGAAGCUAAUUCGAAUCUGCUGGCAGUAUCGGAGAAACUCGAGAAAACAGAAACGGGUACUAGUGACAACCAAUCGGAUUCGAACUACGAUUCUGGUUCUAAGACUGAGGACACAAACAAUGCUGAAGGUGGAGGCUCUUCCACAGACGGAAACACGUCUUAUUCUGAUACAUCUGGUCAUGAGGGUGCAAAUGGUGAGAAUCCAGAGAGAACCAAUGAAAAGUCUUCUGAAACAAAUGGAACAACUGAUUUGAAAAACCAGGAUAAAACUCAUUCUUCCCAAGACUCAAACACUCAUGAGGAGCAGAAAGAGUCAUCCACAAAUUCAGAGGAAAAGAAAGAAGAAACAUCUAAGGCAAAUGAAGAAGAAAAUGCAGAGAAAAAUGAACAAGCUGUUUCUGGCAACACUUCAGGUUCUCAGCAGCACGACGAAUCAUCGAACUCAAAUGAAAUGUCAAAUGUGGAGCAAACUGGGCAAGGGAACACUUUUAACAAUACUGAAUCAGAAGGCCAGAAAGAGGACUCGAUAAAUGUGGAGCACAAUCAUGAAACUGAGAAUGUCACUGAGGAAGUUAAAGAUCGAACUGAUUUAGAUACUCUACCAGAUAGCAGAACUGAUGUGAGCAACAAUGGCGAUGCAAUUGCUUAGUGAGGAAUGGUUUAAGUAUGUUAAAAACGUCUUUUAGUUGUUCCCACUUGAAGGUUGAAUCGUUUUUUUAGUACUCUUUCCUUGCGAAAGGGCUGAAGAAAAAAAAAUUCUUGUAACAGGAGUCUUUCGCUGGGUGUAUUAGUGUUCUAGUGUAUAAAGAUGGUGAAUGGAAGAGUUAAUUGGCUGAUUACAAGUGUAGCUUGUUAUGUAUUUGUUUUCAUGAGAUGCUUCAUAUUUUGUUCUUCGAGUAGGGUUCAUCGUGUGUUAAGCAUUUAUGUAGCUAAGUUGAAGACUUGAAGUAUUCAUUUCAUUUUA